AUGUUGCCCAAGGUCAACUCUCAUUGUCUGAUUCCCAUCGCCCAUUUGGACGCUAUCGAGAAAGAGAGUCUCCCUCCCUCAGCAUACUUUCACGGCGUCAUCCGUAACGAGAUCGGGGUCUUCGUCGUCUUCAACGCGGACUCUCCCGCUCUUUUUGAUAUCCCUCGCCCCCAUAAAGACUCUGAUGCAUGUCCGGCACUAUACUCGACGAGCUGGGCUAGCUAUUCCCGUGCUUAUCUAUGCUGUGGACCACGUCGCCCGAUCUUCGACGGGGACCUUCUUUCCGUUCUCGACAUCGACUCCCGCUCCCUUCCGACGAGCAAAACCACGUCCUCGAGUGGAUCACAAUGGAGUCUCUCAUCUGAUCUCGUUGAGAAGUGGAGCGGUCUAGAAGGGUUUCUGUGCAAGGUCGUUACUGCUUUACGGUCCGAGGUGCAGGGACUUGUCCCAGCUGGGAUCGUAUUGCAUGCGAAGCCUGCUGCUCAUGGUUACUUGAACACAUAUGACGUUGAAGAAGACCUUCUCAGAGCCGUAUAUCACUCAAGAGACGUGUUCACCCCUCUUCUCGCUGCUAUUGCACUCCAUUUCGUUGCUUUGGAUGGAUCCAACCAGAACACGUCGUGGAGAACGAGACUCAUCCAGCAGCUCAAUCUUCAGCACAGACUGUUGGACUCGUUGGAGGAGUUGGUUCAACGAUUCCUCCGGCAUCCAGCUGGAAUGAUCUUGGACCUUACUCUCCAAAGUGUCCAAGAUGCCGACUGGCUCUUUGGUCUCCUGAUCAACGGAACCGCCGUCAUCAACCCCCCAAUCUAUCUCUUCCUGGGCAAAGGCGAAGAAGCUGUGAAACUGGCAUCGCGUCUAGAGGUGUUCCCCUCCAUGCAGAACAUCCAAUUGAAUGUUCAGGCCUCGAUCCGCGCUUUGAAUCAAUCACCGCCGAACCCGGUAUCCGUCUUGAAAUACGUCUUCGCUCCGAGGAUCAUGAGACGAGACGGAGUCUUCAUUAACCCAGAGUACUACGAGACUUUGGAGAGACGCCGACAGCAGUUCCCACCAGUUGAGGCCCACAGUGGCCAGAAGGAGGGAGAGAGUUUCACCGAGUUCUUUGCUCGGCGCAAAGCGCGCAAGCUUGCGGAGGAAAGUCCGAAACAAUUGCAAACUCGCCUCCAACGCGAAAACGCUGCGAGAAGCCAAAAUUGCCCGGGCCGGAAAGGUGCCAGAGUUUUCAUGUGGGAACAGACCGAAGGGUUCUACAUCCGUCGACUGGUUCAACGCAAUUGCGUUGAAGACGAAUGGUCCGAUUUCGCUCCCUCACAGCGGGUGUACGAUUCCUUCUCCAACAAGUGGGAUCUUUGCUCGCCACUCGACCCCGUGGCUCGAGCCGAACCGAGCGACGACAACGACAACGACAACGACGACUUCGCCGACAUAUAUGGCAGGGAAGCUCCGCUUCAGGCGGGAGACUUCGAUGCCGAGAUGCCCGACGGACUUCCUCCUCAAGUGCAAUCCACGCUUGGGAAUACGACGGCUGUUCUCCAAAAUCUCGACACCUACCACAAGGAAAACCGCGAAGAUAUACAGCUUCUGAACGCACCUAUUGUGGAUGUCGCAGACCGGAACCCUGUCAGAGCCACCCUCGAGUACCGUGUCGGGUUCACCGGCGAGCCACGCGAGCCACGAGAUCUAGACGAGCUCAAGAGGCCAGAGCGCACGUUUGACGACUCUGAACUGAUGGAUGUCGGCUUGUGCCGCCGCUUUCUUGGGUAUGCGGGUUCUUCAAGGCCGCAGCCACUGAGCCAUGCGGCUCGAGCUCUGAUGCUUGCGCUCAAAGGCACUAAGCGUGUCAAUGACCUUCCGCCCGACCUCUUUGAUCUAGCAGACAAUGCACUGCAACUUAACGUCUGGAGCAAGAAAGGUGUCGAGCUAUUUGUAUGGCGGCGUUUGAGCGGUCCAGCUCAUUGUAUGUUCGUGUACGUGUUGCAUCCUGCCGAGGAAGGAUCCACCGGUCGGAAGCUGUACGUUUCAGAUGCCACCACCGCCAUUCAAGUCGCCCGACUUCGUUGUUCCACUUGGGCGGCACUCAUAUCUUGCCUGUUCGAUCUUGGGUGCGAGUUUCACAUCGUCACUGAAGCUUCCACGUUCGCAGCAUCGUCCUAUCGACCGGAUCAAUACCGGUGUCGCAGUCUCGGAGUCCGCCCAGAGGAUUACAAUCCAGAUGAGCAGGAUCGUCUCAUCUACUGGGACAUGAUGCGUUCGUUCCUUCUUUCCCCCCGUGGUCGACUUGCCCUCCAAGCAGGAGGGAUUAUCGCACGCCUAGCACGUCUGGUGAUCGAAGAUGCAGAGCUUGAGCUGAGAUCUCAUUUUGUCGAUGUCGGGACCGCCGAGGAACGCAUCGUGAAUGGUGGCACAUCGCUGUAUCAGCAUUGCUUAACUCAGGAAGAAGAAGAUCUAGUUCUGGGCGUUUACAGCAUCGAAAUGAACCAGCUGGAUCCCAAUGCUCGCAAUGGGCAUCAGGAGAAGCGCAUUUCGUGGUGGCCUCAAGCAGGAGCAUGGUAUUCGUCUGGUUUGAGUGUUGGCUGGUGGACGCCGGAUUGCGAGAGCUGGUUCCAAGGGAUUCUGGAUGAGAUGAAGACCAACAAGGCUGCCGUAAUCAACAACACCAACUGGAAGCAGCGAAUCCGUGGCUACAGCGCUGCGGGUAAACUUGCCAAGAACCUCGAAGCUGUUCACGCUGAUUUUAUUGCAACCUUACCGUACGAAGAUAUAUAG
This is a messenger RNA of Mycena citricolor, 2766 nucleotides long. Lineage: Eukaryota; Fungi; Basidiomycota; Agaricomycetes; Agaricales; Mycenaceae. The record is from the annotation of a GenBank genome assembly.